Molecule: messenger RNA, 3062 nt
Organism: Hippoglossus stenolepis (Pacific halibut)
Lineage: Eukaryota; Metazoa; Chordata; Actinopteri; Pleuronectiformes; Pleuronectidae
Product: rho GTPase-activating protein 24
Exons: 9
Coding region: 1-2094 (697 amino acids)
Biological process (GO): negative regulation of ruffle assembly; wound healing, spreading of epidermal cells; negative regulation of Rac protein signal transduction
Cellular component (GO): focal adhesion
Molecular function (GO): GTPase activator activity
Source: RefSeq, a predicted model, not a curated record
AUGGGACUCAGCUGCUUCAAGUCCUGGAAACAUGACAGUACCGGCCGCAAAGGUAACAGAGACGUGUUGGCCAGUCCAGGUUCGUACUUCUUCUUGUCCAACAGUGCAGGUCAGGGUGACGAGUGGCUGAAGAGCCUCAACAAGGGAGUCUGGAUCCCUUUCACAGGGGUCUUCGGUCAGCGCCUGGAGGAGACGGUGCUCUAUGAGCGACGCUAUGGGCUGCGUUUGGUUCCUCUGGUGGUGGAGCAGUGUGUGAACUUCAUCCGGGAGCGAGGCCUGCAGGAGGUGGGCUUGUUUCGCCAGCCAGGACAGGCCAGUCUGGUGAAAGAGCUGCAGGAGGCGUUCGAUGCCGGGGAGAGACCGUCGCUCGACAGUAGCACAGACGUCCACACGGUGGCGUCUCUGCUGAAGCUCUACCUCAGACAGCUGCCGGAGCCUCUGGUUCCUUACGGCUGCUACCAGGACUUUCUGUUAUGUGGACAGACGCUGAAGAGUGACCACACACAGGGUUUGGGGGAGCUGCGGAGUCUUCUUCACGAUUUGCCAGUUGCAAACUUUAACCUGCUCAACUUCAUCUGCCAGUUUCUGAAUGAAGUGCAGAGUUUCUCUGGCAGCAACAAGAUGAGCGACCAAAACUUAGCCACAGUGUUUGGGCCAAACAUCCUCCGAGGCAAAGCUGAAGACCCACAAAGCAUCAUGGGAGGUGCAGCGUUAGUCCAAGUGCUGAUGUUGGAGCUCAUCAGAGAGCACGAGUCUCUGUUUGCCAAAGUGUCCCCCCCCCUUUCCUCGUAUACACCUGGAGGUUCGCAUGCAUCGCCCAGUGCUCUGAGGCACCCUCGUCUUCGCCAGCUGUCCAUGCCUCUCAUUGCAGGACAGUCCACCAGCGACGCACAGAACCACAGCUGUAUCUAUGGUGCUGCCGCCCACCCAGACUCGUCCUGGGCCCAGAAGAGACUCCUCGGCCAUCGCUACACCUCCUCCCACCCAGAGAACUGCUUCUACCCCCUGCCCUCCUCCAGUCAGCCCCCACAGCACCAACCUGACAGAACCGUAUAUCACCAGGAUCAUGCUGGUGAAGGAUCAUUCUCCUCAAAUGUACAAGCUUCUGCAACCAGCCUCCAACUACAAGCCCCUCUGCCAGACAGCUCCAAGCCCAGACUGGUGCUGGUGGACUGGACAAAGCCGUGGCCUGGUCCGGCAGAGGCAGAUUUCUGGAGCUCUGGUGCUGCAGACAGAGAAGGUGCAGUGCAAGAUGCAGCGAGUGGGGGGAGCAGUGAGGCGCAGGAGGACAGCACCACCUCUGCCUACGACAACCUGGACAGAGUGUCUUCACACCAAAGGCUGGAGGACGUCACUGGUGAACAUUUAGAAACAAAUGAUCCAGGAGACGCUGUUGGAACUUGUGAAGAGAAGGAAGAGCCAGAGGAAGCUGGGCAGAGAAGGGACUCCUCGUCAUGCUCCUCCUGCGAGGUUCUGCCAUUGGACGAGAGCACCGGCGCUGUGGAGGCUGUUAACACCGACAUUUCACCAAAGAAACCUGAGAGCUUAUCACCAAAUCAGGCAGCAGAAGAGGAAAACAGUGAUCAUGGUGAUCAUGAAGACAUCAACAAUAACAAUGAUGAAGAUAAUGACGACGAUGAUGAUGAGAGCGUCCACCAUCUUAACUCCCCAGCCUCUGCACUCAGUGUCAGCCUCAUCAGCACAGGCAGCUCUGAGGUGUUCCUCCCCUCCGGUCCUCCAUACGUCCAGGGGCCUGUAGAUCCACCGCAGCCCUGGGAGGCUCACUCGGCCCUGGGCAAGCUGCAGCAGCAGAUGGCCCAGCAGAAGGCCGAGUACCAGGCCAGGAUACAGAGGUUGGCGCGCUGUAAUGACGUCCUUGAGCGGCAGGUGGCGGUACUCCGGGUCAGUCUGCAGCAGCAGAAGCGAAGCCAAAGCGUCACCGAGAUCAAGAUACGCAACGUGGAGCGAGCCAAGGCCGACGCAGACCGACGAAACAACACAAUGCAGAGAGAGAUGGAGCAGUUCUUCCAGAUGUAUGGAGAGAGCCGAAGAAGAGGAGGAGGAGAGGAAGGGAGAGGAGGGGGGAGUCUCUAAAAAGAAAAGAGAGAAAUGAUUUCACAUGUUUGGAAUAGUCAGAGGAAGAUAGACAGGAAGGGAGAGAAGAAGAGGAUGUCGGCAGAAGAUCCAACUUCACGUUGAACAUUAAGGCUUCAAAUCCUGAAGGAAAACAGUAAUACAAGCUGUGAUCCAUGAGACAGUCUGAAGAAAUGAGACGGCAGUUGGAGACGUUGUCUUCCUUGUCUGGAUUUCUCCACUUGCAGGCUGAUGGAUUAGUUGAGUGCAGAAACUGAUGAACUCUGCAAAUUCUCAAAAUUCUUUAUGCAAACUGCGUCUUUCAAGGACCUGAGGGGAGAAAUUCUUCAACAUGAGCCUUUGAGAUGAGAAACCACAUUAUUCCAACUGAAUUCAUUCCUGAACAACUGGUGGAAACUGAAAGUGAGACCAGUCUAUAAGACCGUCAGGAUGUCAGGGCUGCUACAGCCCACACUACAACACUUUAUCGUACCUGUUGACAGAGGGGAUCACUACCUGGAGAGAUCUGACUGGAAUGCAGGUCAGAAGCAGAGGGUUCGGUCCAGAGGUCCAGAUCCGAGUCGGUCCACUUCCUCCCUCACUCCCUGUUUUCUGCUCACACUCAGAAUUGUCUCCAAGGUUCUCAGACAACGAGCGUGUCCUGUUUUCUCGGCUACAACACAAUCAAACAUCUGAUGUUUACUGUCUCAGUGUCCAGAGCAUUUCAAGAAGAAAGGACAAGAUGAAUCUCAGAACUAUGGUGAAAAAACAAUGAAUUCAUUUCUGACAAAAAGGGUUUCGGACCCAGUUCUAAAAGAUAUGAGGGGCAGCGAACUCAUAGUGAAGUAGUGUAGUCUGAAGAGGGAGAACUAGAGAAAACUGGGAUCUUCCAGAGAGGUCGAUGAGAUCAAACAUCAAAUGAGUUGGUAUUUAAAGAUUUCUGAGUGAUUUCCCACAGGCUUCUUUUGCUAUGAUAAUAAUAAUAAUAA